Molecule: messenger RNA, 2148 nt
Organism: Clupea harengus (Atlantic herring)
Lineage: Eukaryota; Metazoa; Chordata; Actinopteri; Clupeiformes; Clupeidae
Gene: cfdp1
Product: chromatin remodeling protein CFDP1
Cellular component (GO): Swr1 complex
Source: RefSeq, a predicted model, not a curated record
UGCAAGUAGCGCAUAUUACAUAUUUCACAAAGACGAACGUUACGCAUAAUAGGAAAAACAAGAACGAUAUUUCGAUAUUAGUAUAGUUGUUUAAUUCUCUCUCGAUGUACAGUGUCUGUAGCUUCAGCUUUUAAAAGCUUUUAUUCCCGCACCGUCUAACUAUCAGAGAAUCUCCUUGGUGUUUGGAAUCUAGCUCUUUUGUUUUACUAGGUUGCAGCCCCUUAAAAUGAUGAACUACUCAGACUAUGAUUCUGACGACUACUCUUCAAAUGAAGAUGAAGACUAUGUUCCAUCUGACGACAAUUUGAGUGAAGAUGAUAUGAAUGAGUGUGUGCCAGAGGAUGGCUUGGAUGGGGAAGGCCAAGGUGAGCCGCAAAGUGAGGGCAUGAAAAAGAAGAAAAAGAAGGGCAAAGAUAUCACAGCAAGGAAAAGGAAGAAAGUUGGACUGAAGCUCGAAGGAGAAGAGGAAGAUGAGACAAAGGAACAGGAGGAAAGCGAGAAGGGGGCUGAAGAGGAGCCUACCGUAGAGCCUGAACCCAAGGAGGAGAAGAAGCAGAAGAAGGCAGAUGACCUGUGGGCAAGCUUCCUGAGUGAUGUUGGCCAGCGACCUAAAACCAGCACCACACCCACCUCAACUAGUACAUCUCAGAAGCUUGCAGUUACAGACAGUUCAGACAAGGAAGGCCUGUCCGAAAAUAAAAAGGAGGCACCCAAAGAAAAGGCUCCCUCUAAAAUCACAAUCACCAAAGUGUUCGACUUUGCUGGAGAGGAGGUGCGGGUGACCAAAGAGGUGGAGGCUGACUCCAAGGAGGCAAAGAGCUACCUGAUGGAAGAGGAGGGUUCCUCCCAGUCUGAGGCCACUUCUCAUGGUCCUGGACCCAGUGUGAAGCGGCCGGCUGGCGUGAGCGGCAUCCUGAACCGUAUCGGGGGGAAGAAGCAGAAGAUGAGCACGCUGGAAAAGUCGCGCCUGGACUGGGACACCUUCAAGGAUGAGGAGGGCAUCAGCGAUGAGCUGGCCAUCCACAACCGCGGCAAAGAGGGGUAUGUGGAAAGGAAGAACUUUCUGGAAAGAGUGGACCAGCGACAGUUCAAGCUGGAGCGAGACGUCCGUCUGACCAACAUGAAACGAUGACACAGCGAUGAGGACGACAUCAUCAACAGACUGCACACUAUGCGCGCACACACACAAACAUUACCAUUUGCUUCCAUUCUGCUUUUUCUUUUUGUUUGUUUGUUUUGUUUUUGUUGGUUCCACAAUCCACAGGCAUCCACUCAAUGUCCAUUUUACUGCUGGAUGUGAAUUUUACAGUGACCCUCUUGGUAUGAAGACAUCUGCCUUUGUUGUUCCUCUGAGUCUCUACAUAAGAAGUAAAUGCAGCAACCAUCUUGCACAGCAGGAACUGUUUGUCCACUAGUCAUUACCUGUACCGGAUGGAUCAACGGACGGACAUGAACUACAACCCAGCAGGAAGGAAAGGACAGAGUGUUCCUGGAGCUCUGAUUGGACGGUUAUUGAAGUGACGGUUAUUAUACCCUUUACUGUCCAGUGGGGGGACACUGGACUGGGUAAACACCCUUGAGGGUGAGAGGGAGAGAGGACAAGAGUGGGGGUAGUAAAGAUUUUAAGAGUUUAGAUCAGAUAUUAGAUAUACAAACCAUCACAGGAGAUGUUUGGUUUCACUUUCCAGGCUUUUUUGUUGCUCAGAUAUCUGAGUGAGAGAGAGAGAGAGAGAGAGAGUUCCAGCCCAUUCUGUGUGUGUCAACCCACUGUGUGUGUGUGUGUGUGUGUCAGCUGUCUGUGUAGCGGAGAAGUGACACAAAAACAAUGAGUGCGACUUGUGUUAUUAUUACAGUGUAACACCAUGUCUUGACUGAAGCCCUAAGUUGUACUUAAGUCUUUUUCAUGUGUAAUAACAGGGUGAAUGCUACAGCGCAAUCACCUCCCUCUCUGUUUCUCUCUUUCUUUUUCUCUCAGGAGUUUCUUUCUUUUUUAUUCUCAGUACAGGUUCUAGGGAAAUGAGCUCAGGCCUUUUGUGUCUGACUUGCACAUUUGUGUUCAAUUUUGUUUCAGUUGUCACUAAGAUUGUGUAAACAGCAUUUUCCCAAGUGUGACAUGGUAUUAAACAAAGUUUUACCAUCUUUUUUAAA